Molecule: messenger RNA, 1152 nt
Organism: Arabidopsis arenosa
Lineage: Eukaryota; Viridiplantae; Streptophyta; Magnoliopsida; Brassicales; Brassicaceae
Source: the annotation of a GenBank genome assembly
CUAACGAGCCACGCCAUGGUUGCUGCUUCUCUUUUUAUUCUGCACUUUCUUUCCAUCAUAAGUCUCUCUCGUGCCAGUGUAAACAUAGAUUGCGGAACAUCAACUGGAUCAGGCGUAGAUAGCAACAAUAUAACAUGGAUCGGAGACACAAACUUCAUCACGGCCGGAGAGACUGCUAUUGUUGCAUCCACAACCGUCGAGAAAUCACUCACAACCCUCCGCUAUUUCCCCACCGGCGAUUCCAACUGCUACACCAACAUUCCCGUCACAAAAGGCGGGAAAGUCUUAGUACGAACGAUUUUUCGCUAUGGGAAUUACGACGGGAAGGCGUCCUACCCAACUUUCCACGUUGUGAUUGACAGGAAACACCGACGGGCCGUCACUUUAUCCUCAAUGUCUGAGUUUAGCGUCGUGGAGCUGAUAUUUGUUGCGGAUGGUGGAGAGAUAUGCGUUUGUUUCGUCCGCACGUCGCGGGAUUCAAAUCCUUUUGUAUCGUCCAUUGAAGUUGUAGACUUGGCCGCUGGGAUGUAUGACGAACUAGGUACUGGCGAAGCUUUGUUUUACCAAGCACGAUUUGCGUAUGGAUCAAGAUCACUUAUAAGAUCGGAUGAUCACGGUAGGUUUUGGAUUCCAUCACCCGGCCCUUGGGACAGCGGAUUAACGUCCACAUCUGCAACAAUCGACACCUCCGAUGCAUCGAACAAGCCACCAGAGUCCAUCCUGCGGACAUCUUGGACAGGGGAGGGUUUAACACUAGGAGCCGAUCAGACUCUUCCCUCUGCUAGAGUUCCCGUUUACUUGGCAAUGUAUUUCUCGGAUCCUGUCGAGUCUAAUUUACGAUCGUUCAAUAUUUUCUUCAAUGACAGGCAAGUGAAUAAGGAUCCAGUAGUGCCAGUGUUCGGAAAAGCCACUCAGAUCGUCCUGAGAGACUUGGCCAGCUCGAGCUCCAUGCUGGUGUUUCGGUCUACGGUUGACUCGAAUUCUCCGCCGAUUCUUAAUGCAUUGGAGCUCUAUGUGAUAAGUAAGAAUAAAAGCCGAGACGGAGGACCAGGAACAGGUGGUGGAGGAGGACCAGGGACAGGUGGUGGAGGAGGAACAGGAACAGGUGCACCUGGAGGUUUGUUAUAGAAAUUAUAAACCAAGCAUAGAACA